This is a messenger RNA of Aegilops tauschii subsp. strangulata, 1117 nucleotides long. RefSeq lists its product as uncharacterized. Gene Ontology annotation, molecular function: protein binding. NCBI's taxonomy places the organism in Eukaryota, Viridiplantae, Streptophyta, Magnoliopsida, Poales, Poaceae. The record is from RefSeq and is a predicted model, not a curated record.
UGUUGCUUUGCAGGCCUGUCAAACCAGGGACAGAGCCAGGAACUCAACAGGUUCUUCACAUGGAGGAUCGAUAGUUUCUCCUCACUUCUUGAUAAGGGUGAAGGAUGGACCAACUCCAGUGUGUUUCAGAUCAGGGGGCUUAACUGGUACCUGAUGCUGAACCCAAGGGACAGAAAGAGUGGCGACAAAAAUGAAUAUGUUUCUCUUAAGCUUGUGCUGGCUCAAACAGUAUCUGAGAGAUCCCAUUUGAUCGCGGAGGCAACUUUCAAGUUCCUGAUAUAUGACCAGUCAUAUGGAAAGCACCAUGAAGAGCAUCAAGUGAGCCACAAUUUUCAGGCUGCAAGAGACUCUGGGAUCUCAUGCAUGAUCCCCCUCGCGACGCUUAAGGAGCAGUCCUCUGGAUUCCUUGUCAAAGACAGCUGUGUUUUCGGUAUCGAGUUCAUCAAAGUUGUCGCUGUUGAAAGUAACGGCAUGUCAGAGACGCUGUUUGUUCAGAAGACUAGCAACAUCUGCAGUGACCCGCAAGUCUACACCUGGAACAUUGGUGAUUUCUUUGUGUUGAAGAACCCGAGCACCUCCCCAGAGUUUGAGCUCUGUGGACACAAAUGGUCCAUCGCUCUCUAUCCAUCUGGUUCCGAUAAGAAUGGGAACUACCUCUCCCUGUACCUGAGCACGAAGGUGCCGGAUACAUUCCAUAAGGACUCGGCGAUCCUGGCAGACGUUAGCAUAAGCAUCAAAGACCAGGAAACUGGCAAGCACAUGAAAUUAUCAGGCAGGUUGCAGUUCAACAAUCGCGCCUCGACAUGGGGAUGGGAGAAGUUCAUGCUGGAAGACUUCAAGGACUCCUCAAAAGGUUAUCUCGUGAAGACAAAGUGCUGCAUUGAAGCUCAGAUUGCAGUCAUUGGUUCCUCCAAGACGGAGUAGCUAGAUUAUUCGGCCUCCAUGAUAAUGUCAUGUCUCGUGCGUGUGUUCUAUACUUGCUUGAACUGUGUUUCUGCAUCCCUACAAGAAAUCUAAAACUAAUGGCAUCGACAUGUAUGACGAUGUGUCUUAAUGUGGGAGAAGCUUUAUCUAGAUAGAAAUCAACGCGUAGUGGGAGAGACUACUUACAUAAAAA